Thermothielavioides terrestris NRRL 8126 is the source of this 1948-nucleotide messenger RNA. RefSeq lists its product as uncharacterized. NCBI's taxonomy places the organism in Eukaryota, Fungi, Ascomycota, Sordariomycetes, Sordariales, Chaetomiaceae. Bases 160 to 1563 code for a protein of 467 amino acids. Gene Ontology annotation, molecular function: aldehyde dehydrogenase (NAD+) activity. The transcript has 3 exons. The record is from RefSeq and is a predicted model, not a curated record.
ACGAGGGGCAAUUGCCGUGGCAGAUGGAUGGCCGAGAUCGGCUCCUCCUCAACCCCAGUUCACGCCUGUUCUGCCCGCGACAUCAAAAUCCCAGAAACGAAUCAAAGGGUUGUCUUUACCAAGCUCACACGGACUGCUCGCGACAGUCCGCCCGCAAUCAUGUCGGUCGAAGUCAUCCGCACCAUCUCCCCCACGACGGACGAGCCCAUCCUGACGCGCAACGGCAUCUCGCCCCAAGACCUCGAGCAGCUCCCCGAGAUUGCCACCAGAGCGUUCGACUUGUGGCGCAAGACGACGCUGCAACAGCGCCAAGACAUCAUCAAGAAGGCUCUCAAGAUCCUCGACCAGAGGAAAGAUGAGCUGGCUACCGAGCUGACGGUUCAGAUGGGCCGCCCCAUCGCUUACACACCCAAGGAAAUCGCCACUGCCAUAAAGAGGGCCGAGUAUCUCCUCAAAGUCAGCGAGGACGUCCUGCAGGACACGCCCGGGGAGGCAGAGAAGGGCUUCAAAAGGUUUAUCCGCAAGGUGCCUGUCGGUCCGGUGCUGAUCAUCUUUGCCUGGAACUAUCCGUACUUGAUCCUGGUCAACGCCCUGAUACCGGCGCUCCUUUGCGGUAACUCGGUCAUCCUCAAGCCGUCGCCCCAGACGCCCACCGUCGUCGAGCAGGUCGCCAAGGCGUUCGCCGAGGCUGGUCUGCCUAACGGCGUGAUCCAGUACUUCCACUCCGGCUCGCCUAUGAUUAUCGAGACCAUCGUGAGAAACCCAAAGAUUGCGCUGGUUUGCUUCACCGGCUCGGUGGCUGGCGGGUUGGCUGUCCAGAAGGCGGCUUCGGACCGCAUCGUCAAUGUGGGGCUGGAGCUGGGAGGCAAGGAUCCGGCAUACGUCCGCGGGGACGUCGACAUUGCGUGGGCGGCCGAGGAGAUCGUGGACGGCGCUGUGUUCAACUCGGGCCAGAGCUGCUGCUCGAUAGAGCGGGUCUAUGUUGACGAAUCCAUCCACGAUGAGUUCGUCUCGGCUCUGCAGAACGUCCUCAAAGGGUACAAGCUCGGCGAUCCGCUGGACAAAGACACGCAUCUUGGCCCAGUCAUCUCGAAGCGAUCUAAAGAAACCUACCUGGCGCACAUCAAGGAUGCACUGGACAAGGGUGCCGUCAAUGCCACCCCCGCGAACGAGACAUUCGACCGGCUUCCGGAGAGAGGGAACUUUGUUGUCCCGACUCUGCUCACAAAUGUGGAUCACAGCAUGACCGUCAUGAAGGACGAGACCUUCGGUCCUGUUAUCCCAGUGAUGAAGGUGAAGAGCGAUGAGGAGGCCGUGGAACUCAUGAACGACAGCGAGUUCGGCUUAACGGCCAGCAUUUGGACGAAAGACACCGAAAAGGGCUACGAACUUUGCGAAAAGGUUGAGGCCGGCACCGUUUUCGUCAACCGCUGCGAUUUCCCGAGUCCCGACCUGGCAUGGACGGGGUGGAAGAACUCCGGAAAGGGUGUCACGCUGAGCAGAUUUGGUUUUGACCAAUUCGUCAAGUUGAAGAGCUAUCAUCUGAAGGAUUACCCCAAAUAGGGUUUCGGCUCGCCUAGAUGCAGGGAGAAAUCCGGCAAGGGAUGCCAUCAAUUGCGCAAACGUCGGGGUUUAAAUUAAUAUCUCGAAAGAGCCAAUUCUGCCUUCUUGAGACACGUGAGUUUUGGGACUUGUCUCAGAGGAUAUCCCAUUAUGGUUGAGACAAAUUCCAAGAUGCUGGUUUUUCAGGGGGAGCCGGAACGACUCAAGUUACGUCGGCAUUCGCUUUCAUGGACUUUUCGCAUGCCAACCUUUUCGCUCUGAUUCGCGCUCACUUAAGGGAGCACACGAGAGCGGUAUGGAUUGGCGAUCUGAUGCCGUGCAGUGAGGUUUCUUUGACAUCUUCCCACCAUCCCUCGGCUAUGUGCCCCCCCCAGCCCUUUCUUUG